This is a messenger RNA of Synchiropus splendidus (mandarinfish), 6370 nucleotides long. Its product is annotated as contactin-1a-like. NCBI's taxonomy places the organism in Eukaryota, Metazoa, Chordata, Actinopteri, Syngnathiformes, Callionymidae. The transcript is spliced from 24 exons. Bases 240 to 3290 code for a protein of 1016 amino acids. Gene Ontology annotation, biological process: brain development; cell-cell adhesion. The record is from RefSeq and is a predicted model, not a curated record. Gene Ontology annotation, molecular function: cell-cell adhesion mediator activity.
AGAAAGAGCUUCUCCAUCCGGCAUUAUCGCUUGUUCCCGACACAGACAAUGGAGGGCUGAAUUUAGGACACUUGGCAGGGACGGCCUGUUUGAGAGGAUGGAGACACGGGCUGCUAAGUAGCUCAUCUCGCCAUAUAGCCAACGGCAUGAUAGCUCCCCUCUGGAAGGACAACCUGGCUGCCUGCUAAUGUGCCAUCAGCUGAGCUGAAACGCCACCAGGUGGUCCUCACUUCAACAUCAUGCUGCACCUCAUGUUGCUCCUCCACCUUCUGCUCCUUCCACUGGCUCCUGCAGAUGCAUCAAUAAGCGUGGAUGAAUUUGACUUUUAUGGAGACGAAGCCACAGGUUACGGGCCUGUGUUUGAGGAGCAGCCGGUGGACACCAUCUACCCGGAGGAGUCGCCCGAGGACAAAAUCACCAUGAACUGCCGGGCCAGAGCUAAUCCACCUGCCACAUACAAAUGGAUGCUUGAAGGUGUAGAAAUCGACUUGAAGGCCAAACAGAAGCACUACAGUCUCUCUGGGGGGAACCUGGUCAUCAGUUAUCCUGUUAAAAAUGAACAUGAAGGAAAAUAUUCCUGCAUGGCCACCAACAAGUUUGGAACUGUGAUCAGCAGGGAGGCGUCCGUACAAUUUGGCUAUCUCGAUCUUUUCUCAUCGGAGGAACGGGAGUCGGUGCGCAUCAGAGAGGGACAGGGGGCUGUGCUGCUCUGUGCCCCUCCUCCACAUCAUCCAGCUGAGCUGUCAUUCCGAUGGAUCCUCAAUGAAUUCCCAACCUUCAUCCCGCUGGACAAGAGACGUUUUGUGUCCCAAAUAACAGGGAACCUUUACAUCUCCAAAGUGGAGGCCUCGGACAGUGGCAACUACUCCUGCAUCACGUCCAGUCCGUCCAUCUCCAAGAGUGUUUUCUCCAACUACAUUCCUCUGGUGCCCUUGACAGAGCGUCCCAUUCGAAAGUACCCUGCAGACCUCAACGUCAAGUUUCCAGACACCAAUGCACUGGUGGGCCAGAAUAUCACCUUGGAAUGCUUUGCUCUGGGGAACCCUGUUCCUGAGAUCCGCUGGAAAAAGUUGGAUGGCGAACUUUCAGCCAACCAUGAGAUUCGGAUGGCUGGCGCUCAUCUACACCUGUAUAACGUGCAGUUUGAAGACGCGGGAACGUAUCAGUGUGAGGCAGUCAACUCCAAAGGAAAAGACUUUCACACAGCUCGACUGACUGUGGAGGCUUUUCCAGAGUGGGUGGAGCACAUCCGCAGCACAGAGAGAGACCUCAACAGUGAAUACAGCAUGUCCUGCGUGGCCAGCGGCAAACCCAAACCACAAAUACGAUGGCUGAAGAACGGGAAACCUUUGGGCCAGAAAGAGAUGAGAUUCAGCAGCUUGACGUUUCAAGAUUCUGGGAUGUAUCAGUGCAUAGCAGAGAAUCGACACGGAGUCAUUUUUGCCAACGCAGAGCUGCGCGUGUUUGCCUGUGCUCCAACAUUUCAGUACAACCCAGUCAGGCAAGUCAUGGUGGCUAGAAAUGGCAGAGUGGUCAUUGAGUGUCGACCCAAAGCGGCUCCAAAGCCGACCAUCUCCUGGAGCAAAGGCACUGAGCUGCUGCACAACUCCUCUCGAAUGUUCAUCUGGGAGGACGGCAGCCUGGAGAUCCUGAACGUGACCCGAGCAGACAAAGGCAAUUACACCUGCUUUGCUGAGAACCACCGGGGCAAGGCCAACAGCACCGGCUCCCUGCAGGUCACCGAGUCCACGAAGAUCACGCUGGCUCCGUCCAACGCUGACGUGAAUGUGGGGGAAAGUGCUCGAAUGCAGUGUGCGGCAUCAAAUGACUCACAUCUGGACGUCACCUUCAUCUGGUCCCUGGACGGCCGAGUCAUCGACAUGCACAAGGAGAGUCAACACUAUGAACGCAUCCCGAAUGAAAGCUUGAACGGGGACCUGCUGAUCAAGAACGCUGAACUGAAGCAUGCUGGGAAAUACACCUGCACGGCUCAAACCAUCGUGGACAACGCAACCGCUUCCGCUACCCUGGUUGUUCGAGGGCCCCCAGGUGCCCCAGGUGGGUUGCGUGUCACGAACAAAACAGACAAGAGUGUGACAUUGCAGUGGAGCGUGGGAGCCAACAACCACAGCCCCAUCUCCAAAUACACCAUCCAGUACCGGGACUUGGAUGAAGACUGGAGGAACGCCACCACCUUCCCUGCAGAUGUGGAGGGGAAUACAGAUUCAGCCACUGUGGUGGAUUUGGUGCCCUGGACAGAGUAUGAAUUCCGGGUGAUUGCGACCAACGCGCUGGGCACGGGCGAGGCCAGCAGCCCGUCACCGAAGGACAAAACUCUGGGCGCAAAUCCUGUGGUGGCGCCCUCAGAUGUCGGCGGGGGCGGCGGAACAAGCAGGGAGCUGACCAUCACAUGGACGCCUGUGCGCCAGCAAUACUUCUACGGUCCUGGUUUCGGCUACAUUGUGGCUUUCAAACCUCAAAAUGGUGAGGAGUGGAUGAGAGUAAUAGUGUCGGACCCACAGGCCAAACGCUACGUCUACAAGGACCCCAGCAUCCGUCCCUCAACAGAGUUCCAAGUCAAAGUCAAAGCCUUCAACAAGAAAGGAGAAGGGCCCUACAGUCUGACGGCUGUCGUCUACUCUGCACAAGAUGCACCAUCUCAAGCUCCAGAGAAUGUUGAGGCCAAAACUAUGGCAACAGAAGCCACGAUAUCAUGGAUGCAUAUCCUACAAAGUAAUAUCGAUGGAUACCAGAUCAAAUACUGGAGGCAUAAAGAAGAGAACGAAGCCGGGGCCAACAGGGUGGCAGUCUCCGGCAGGGAGAACCACACCACGCUGGAGGGACUGAAUCCUGACACCAAUUACAUCAUUGAGAUUCGGGGGUACAACUCUGCAGGCUACGGGCCGCCCAGUGAGCACCUGCACCUCCACACCAAGAGAGCCCCUCCCAGUCAGCCUCCUAAGAUAAUCAGCAAAAAGCAAAAGGGCCAGUAUGUGAAUAUUGCCUGGGAACAUGUCAAAGUCUUGGCCAAUGAGUCGUCGGUCAAUUUUUACAAAGUGCUGUACAGGCAGCAGGGACACACCUUAGGGACUCUUUACACAACCAUCAAGCAGGACAUCGACCUCCCCCUGCAUGCAGAGGGGGACUACGUGGUGGAGGUGCGCGCACACUCCGAGGGCGGGGAUGGAGCCGUCUCCCGAAUCCAAGUGACAGGUGGAAGUGUCAUGGCCGCCCAGUCCCUCAGCAUCCUCUCCCUCCUCCUGGUUGCUCUUCUCUGCCUGAACCUCUGAAUGUAGCGCCAUCUUUAUCUUCACUUCCUGUGAAGGAGACUCUUUCUAGUCAGCAAGGCCUUUGGGACUUAACUCCACACCUGUUUUGGUUCCACUUUCUACCUGGGACUCCAUAUUCCAACUCUUUCCUUCCCGGAAGGUUUUUGUGGAUACAGACUGACGUGGGGAAACAUUGAAAUGGACUUUAUUUAUCCACAGAAAGCCUCUUUGGACGAGUAUGAAGGAACUUAAAAUAUGCCUUACAUAAACGUCUGCACUUAUCUCUCCUGGUGACAGACGAGGUUUUUGAGAGUGGGACUGCUUCCUCCUUUUUACAUCCCCUACCAACAUUUUUAGAGCCGGAGUCAACUCUCUGGAUCCAUCCGUCGGUGCAUUCCAUGGUUGGAGGUGUAAAAGCAGCUGCGAAGGAUAAGUGGACAUGUUUAUAAAUAUCUUUAUACGUAAUCCUUCAGUUGUAUCAUUUUAUUUCGACAACUCGACCACCCUGUUUCCGAGCUUCAGUCAAAGCACAAGAGCGAUUUAUGACGUCCCACAAUAUUGGAAAUAAAUAUUGAAAAAUGGAUAUUGGCAAGGAGCGAUUACGGGAAGCAGGUGAGAUGGUAGCAGUGUAGAUAAACAAGUCUUUAAUGAAUCCUACCCUUCUCUUAUUGCGGUCAAAAGUCAGCAGCAUCAUCACUGAUCCCAGACGUCUUAUUUCCUCGCUCACAUCUGACGUCUUAGACCACCUCCAGAUUGGAUAUAUAAUCCCACCAUCUGGUCCUUGUUCUGCCCCCGAGCUUGACCUGCGCUGGAAAGUGACAUCGCUGAUAGAUUCUGCAACUUAAAAUGCCCAUCUAUGCAAAGAAGUGUCCACUCUAGCCCUUUAUUUUCAGCUGACACUUGCUCCCACAACAGUAACAGCAAUAGCCAAACUGAAUCUCCACUCUGGUUCCAUUCAUCACCUUCACCGGCUUUUAAUACAGAUGUAAGAGUUACACACACCCUUGCCAUGACCAAAAUCUUAAUCAAACUCCAUCAUGAUGAACAUGUUCCCCCUCGUGCAGGGCAAAACUGUCAGCAUGAUCGGUGAUGCAAUAUCAGAAUUGGAGGUCAAAUCAAGAUCAUAGCGUGAGUCCCUCCGUUUUUUGAUGUUCAUCUGUCCCCUACUUUCAAGUCCAACUAGAUAACAACACUGUCAACAACAGGCAGUGGCAAAGGCAUCACCUCCAUGUGAUCCAAUCGAUCAUUAAUACCAAGAACUGCUGACUUGUACGGUGAACAGAAACCAAAUACUCAACUAGAUUUAAAUUCAAAUGUUCUGGUGCUGCUCUUCUGCAUCAUGCAAACUUGGCUGAGGUGGCCCUCUUGUCAUCCCCCGUGUGAGGUGUUCUGCACCCUGAGGGAGACCCGCUAAACACCGGAGAGGUGUUGUCUCUGCCUCGGAAUCUUUGUAGAAAGCUUUGUGCACUGCAAUAACCAGCUUUUCAUCUUCGUUCCUGGAAGAGUGGAAGGAAACCAAAACACAUUCGCUAGCUGAGGUUGUGUCUAUUAGCAAAUGCUGCACAACAUUGUCUGUGAAAAUGUGCAAUACCUAAAAGCAGUCAUUCAAAAGAGCUCACGUUCUGCAAGUGUGAACUGGCAGUACACACUACUAGAGACACUACUGCACACUAGAGGUCCCAUAAUGCACUGCAACAGUACAGUUUCUUUUGCCACGACUGUGAAGGCCCCAAAUUCAAAUCAAAAUCAUGAAACUUAUUUGCACCCUGAUCUGGAAAUAUGCUCAGUAAGCAUGUUAUUGCUGGACCCGUCAAAAUAGAAACCUGAAAAUAAGCUCAUUCGUACAAAUUUUGAACUGAUGAGUCGCCGCAAGACUUGUUCUAGACUCAUUCAUAAGCUAACGCAUGAAAGUAUCUGGAAAUAAGCUAAUGAGAGGUCAUGUGAUGGAAGACGCUUGGGACCAACAUGAGAAGCUUCAGCUACAAUACAGCCCAACGUGUGAACUAAAGCUGCCCUUCUUUGUGAGUGAUUUUAGUUCCACUCUGGGUGAUGACUGAGUAGGAGGGUCACUUUUGACAGUAUCAGUGCAAUGCUACAAAUUCCGCACAACUUGUCUAUCUCCUCUAACAUCAAAGCCAUCUGUGUCGAGUCUCAUGUCUUUGUGUCUACUGUCGUUUUAUUGUUAUUUUUAAUUCAUAAGAGUUCUACGUAAAUCUAUAUGAGCAUAAUCCACUGUCGGUUUUCUUUGUGUUAACUAUGCGAGUGUUUGUCGAGACUCCCCUGUGAGACCAGUUCAAACUUGAUUUCUUCUGCUGGAGGACAAAAACGCUUCAUUCCUUUCGCUGAUUUCUGACGUCCAUGUUGUGACGAUGUCAAACGUCCAUCACAAAGUGCUUUCCCCCCACUCUUUUUCUUCAUGCAACAAGUCAUAAAAAAAGUGUUGCCAAAAUGCAUGAAUGCCUUCAACAUUUGGGUGAAGCGGUGGCUCUAAAUUCCAACAUGCAUGACAAGAGAGAUCGGUGGUUACUUCACAUCUUAGUAACGUCCCGUCCGCUCCGCUUCGUGAGGUACAUUUCCGUUCCUGAGUGGCAUCCCUUUCUGUCAGAGAAAAUAUAGAUCAAACCUAAUAUGUGCAUUAGCUGCUAAGCCAUUUCAUACCGAGCGUUUGUGUUUCUCGUCUGAAGUUCUAAGGCGGAGGGGAGAGAAAUGGUCCGGUGAUCUGGCACAUGAGGAGUUAAUCUCUGGUGGGAGCAUGUUCGGGGAAGUCCAGCCAUCUCUGGACUCAGCGUGAGGGAUGAAACUGGAUCAUCUCAUUGUCUGGAUGAGAAAGAAUAAAAGUGUAGUUCAAUAUUACCAUGUUGGUUUGGUUUCUUUUCAGCCUCUCCUCUGCUUCAAUAAACAGCAUUUGUAUCCUGUUGUCAUUCAAAGGUCUAUUCAGAAAAAUGAUUAAAAGUGCUCCAAGUGUGUGGUCUUACCGUAUGGAUUCCCUCUGUUGGUUUAAAGCGUAUUUUGUUUGCUUAUUCUGUAUCAUUUCGCCUUUCUCUGUCAGUGGCUCGACAGCUUGAAAUGUAUUUAGAAGGACUACAAUAUGGUGUCAGUGA